This is a messenger RNA of Cooperia oncophora, 357 nucleotides long. NCBI's taxonomy places the organism in Eukaryota, Metazoa, Nematoda, Chromadorea, Rhabditida, Trichostrongylidae. The record is from the annotation of a GenBank genome assembly.
AUGGCGACAGGCGUUUUCCUACGAAUUGGACUCGUUGUUGGCUCAAUUAUUGCAAUGCCAGAGAUAUUGGGUACAGAAAGUUUAUGGUGGGUCAUCUAUGGACUGGAAUUUUUGCUGACAGUAUUCGUAACGAUAGGCCUUUUCUUCGUUCCAGAGAGUCCCACAUGGCUUUUGACAAAGGAUCUAGAACUUGCUGCACAGAAGUCAAUCGUUUUCUAUCAUGGCGUAGGCCCAGUCAAAACUGCGCAGCUGAUCUCAGACUUGAAGAAAGGUAUCGCAGGAGAGAAACCCCUUGGGUUGUUUGCGAUAUUCAAGGUGGGUCGUAGAGAGAAGAUGAUCUUUUUAUGGCUUUCGUGA